ACCCGAAGGAUAUGACACGAAAAAUCUAACUUGAAAAAUAACAAAAACAUAGAAGUGUAAUUUCUAAGGCUUACUACUUUUUUCGGGGAUUAUUAAAAAAGUAUUUCCAAAUAAAUAUUAACUAAUUUUAAUACAAAAAAGUUUCUAAGAAAAGUACAGUAUAUUGGUUGAGAAAAAUGCAAAAAAUUUUAAGUCAUUUUAAAAUGUGUAAUUCUAAGACCAUUUCAAUUGUAUUACUUUUUUGGAUUGCUACCUCACAAGCUGUUAAAUGGAAUGGCAACUGGGCUAUGGAUUGUGAUUUUCCUGAGCAUGACUUGGCUAAUGUCACAACAAAACGACCUGAGUGUGGGGGUAGAUGCUCCUCCACACCCAAGUGUACUCAUUUUUCCUGGAGCAGCUAUAAUGGUGGAACUUGCUGGAUGAAAUAUGGGACUGUCUCAAAACCUGAUGCGGUAAAUAGUGAAAAAGACAUGAUGUGUGGAAUUAUUAUUAAAAAAACUAUUGAAUGGAAUGGCAACUGGGCUUUUAAUUGCGACUUCCCUGAACAAGAUUUGGCUAAUGUAACAAUAGAAUCACAUGAGUGUGGGGGCAGAUGCUAUUCCACAUCUGAGUGUACUCAUUUUUCUUGGAGCAGCUAUAAUGGAGGAACUUGUUGGAUGAAAUAUGGGACUGUCUCAAAAUCUGAUGCUAUAUCUAGCGAGCAAGGCAUGGUGUGUGGAGUAGUUAAAGAAAAAGGUAUUGAUUGGGUUGGCAGUUGGGCUAGCAAUUGUGAUUUCCUUGAGCAUGACUUGGCUAAUGUUAAAAUAAAACGACACCAAUGUGGAGGCAGAUGCUCUUCUACACCUAACUGUACUCAUUUUUCCUGGAGCAGCGAUAAUGGAGGAACUUGUUGGAUGAAAUAUGGGACUGUUUCUAAGUAUGAUGCAAUAAGUGUCAAGAAAGACAUGAUGUGUGGAGUAAUAUAUGAAAAAGCUAUCAAAUGGAAUGGCAACUCAGCUAUGGAUUGUGAUUUCCCUGAGCGCGACUUAACUGAGGCCAUAAUAAAACAACAUGAGUGUAGUGGCAGAUGCUCUUCUACACCAGACUGUACUCAUUUUACAUGGAACAGCUUAAAUGGUGGAACUUGUUGGAUGAAACAAGGGGUUGUCUCAAAAUCUGAUGCUAUAGCUAGCGAGAAAGGCAUGAUAUGUGGAGUAGUUAUUAAAAAAUCAUUAUCUAAAACAUCUAUCAUCACUGUUGCGGUUCUUGUUCCUGUUGUUAUUGUACUUGCUGUUGUUAUUGCAUUUCGAAUCUGUAUUAAAAAAAAAGUUCAAUUCCAAAAAACUAAUUUGCAUCUUAAGCAAUUACAAAACGAAAACAAAAACGGUUAUUUAACAGACAACUGGAAAAUUUCUCCUAAUUACAUAAUUUUUAAUAAAAAAGUUGGUCAAGGAGCAUUUGGUAAUGUUUUUAUUGCAAAAAUUAGUUCCAGUGUUCUUGCUAAAACUUGUUAUGCAAGUCAAACUGGUAUGAUUUUACAUGGUGUAAGAGAAGAUUCUGCUGUUAAUGUUGCAGUAAAACUUUUAAAAGAUGAUGCAAGUCAAUUGGAGAUUAAUGAUUUUGGUAAUGAAAUUAAUCUGAUGAAAGGUAUUGGGUAUCAUAAGAAUAUCGUGAAUAUGAUUGGUUGGUCCACAGUUAGGAAUCAAUUGUGUUUAGUAGUUGAAUUUAUGGAAAAUGGAGAUUUGUUAAAUUUUUUGAGAAAUAGACGAACAAAACUUAUAGCUUCAAUUUCGGAGGGAGAUUCUUCAAAAAUUAUGUUUACACAGAACUACCAAAAAUUGCUUGAGAAAACAAGUUUAGUGCACGAAACUACCCUAGUUAACACUGAGUCCAUGACACCUAAUGACUUAAUUUGUUUUGCGUGGCAAGUGGCAUCGGGAAUGGAAUACCUUUCGCUUAUUAAACUGGUACACCGAGACCUUGCUGCAAGAAAUAUCUUAGUUAGCGCUGAUAAAAAAGUUAAAGUAUCUGAUUUUGGUUUAACACGUCAAGUCAACGAUGACUUGAAUUAUACGAGCUGUACUCAUCGCCGUUUACCAGUUAAAUGGAUGUCAGUUGAAGCAAUAUUUGACCAAAAGUUUACGACAUACAGUGACGUGUGGGCGUAUGGCGUUGUUUUAUUUGAAAUUGUAACGCUGGGAGGAACUCCUUAUCCUGGAUUAAGUAAUUGUGAGCUCCUUGCUCGUUUAAAAACUGGUUACCGAAUGGAGCGACCGGAUAAUUGCUCUCAAAUCAUGUAUGAUCACAUGUUACAUUGUUGGAAUGAAGAUCCAUUAAAACGACCCAGCUUUACCGAGUUACGCGAGUUGUUUGAAGAAGUGUUAUGUCGAGGUGGACAUUAUUUUAGCUUUGAAAUCAACGAAAAAAAUAACUAUUAUAGCGUACCAUCAUUCAAUAGCAUUUCUUCUGAUACAAACGAUAACUUACAAGAAAAAGAAUUUUUACAAAAGCCUGUUUAUUCGGUCGAAGAAAUGAACUAAAAAGUUUAUGAAGUUAUGGAAGCUUAAUUUUACUUAUUCAAGAAGGAUGAAGAAAGAACGUCAAACAAACUGGUUUGUGAUGAAAGGACAUCGAACAAUCUGAUUUGUAACACCUUUGUUUUCCUCGAAUAUGCGUACUUGACAAUUUAUUGUUUUAAAGCGCCACGUUAGAGAAAAAUAUUUUGUUGGAAUUUGCAGAGUAUUAGUUAUUUAUGUUAAUUUCAUUUUAUAUAUUUAAAGUAUAAAGCAUAAACGAAAGCAUAAAAGAAUUUUAUUAUUUUUGUGAUAUUCGGUUCUAUUUUGUGCAGAUCGUCGUCAAACGUUAAAUAGAAAUAGCUAAAACCACUUCAAUAAUAAAUAAAACGUCAAAGACAUUAAAAAGAAGCCACAAAUGAUCAUACAACAACAUCAAAUAGGAAGUUAGCAAUUAUUAUUGUUUAUUUUUUUCGAUAAUUUUUCCUAAAAGAGUUUCAACUAUAGACAUUUUUACACUAUUUUCACUGUUAAAAAGUGUUUCAAAAUUUUUAUUUCUUGUUACCAUGAGGCGUAAUUGAUUUUAAGCGAUUCUUUAAUCUGUGUUUUUCUCGCUUAACGUUACACCUUUAGAUGUGUCCAGUUAAACUUGCCAUCACAUUCUCCACAAUGUUUAGUUGCACCGGAUGACUUUAACAUUUUAUACUAUUUAUUUGAUUUUUAUGAUUUUUGUAUAUUUUCUAUGUAAUGUUUGUAUAAUAUUUAUUUGUUAUACAGUAAAUUAUUUUUUUUAAAUGUUGUAAAGUUAUUCAUAUUAAUUUUAUUUUAUAAUAGAAAAUGUUUUGAAAACGAAUAAUGGCAAUUAUAGAUUUAAAAGUAUAUAAAAAUUUUUU
Molecule: messenger RNA, 3385 nt
Organism: Hydra vulgaris (swiftwater hydra)
Lineage: Eukaryota; Metazoa; Cnidaria; Hydrozoa; Anthoathecata; Hydridae
Product: tyrosine-protein kinase receptor torso
Biological process (GO): positive regulation of kinase activity; cell surface receptor protein tyrosine kinase signaling pathway; protein phosphorylation
Cellular component (GO): signaling receptor complex; plasma membrane
Molecular function (GO): transmembrane receptor protein tyrosine kinase activity; ATP binding
Source: RefSeq, a predicted model, not a curated record